ACUCGCUUCAGUUGUGGAGAUAAAAGAAAAUGUUUGAAAAAGAUUGUCUCCACAAUCACAAAAACAGGACUGCGAAAGGUUUAUCUUCAUUGUAAAAUAAAAAACUUCUGUGAAAGGAGAAAUUAGGUUUUUCAGCAGCUGCACCUUCAUAAUAAAUCCAGCAAAACUUCACCUGCUUUUUGCUCUCUCCAGAAUAUCACGGAUCAAUUUUUGUUUUAUUUUUAACAUAUGGGUUCUAAACUAUGAACGUCGAAGAAUAUCAGCAACAAAUUUGACUUGUUUUUGAAAUGUCGGUUAGCUCCGAUAGCAUCCAAACAUCAUUUAUGUGCGGGAUUAAUGAACGGAAUAAAAAUGGUAGCAACGAGGUACGAGAUCGACGCAAAUCCGAAGUCGUGCAGGAGAAAAUGAAUUAUAUGUGCAGGAAGGAUCAGGUGAUUAUUGAUUUACGAGUGUUUAUCUAUAGUAUCGAAAACAUUAACACGUUACGACAAGAAAUGGUGUGCGAGUUUUUGUUAUCGGCUAACUGGUUUGAGAAGUUAACAUUCUAUAAGAGACAUCCGUCGGGUGAUAUCGAUUGGGAUCAGAUGUGGAAUCCACGAUUAUAUUUUCCAAAUGCUGUGGAAAUGAGAAGCUCGUUGAACAAGAGAGUGGUUUUCACAGAUGCCGUGAAAAAGAAAAUCAUGAUUCAAUGGUCAUAUCGUGUGAAGGGUCGAUUUAAAUGUCCUUUUGAUAUCACAAGCUUUCCCUUUGAUGAUCAAGUGUUAAGUAUUCACGUGUCUUCAUACUGGAGUGAUAGUGUAGUGAAGUUUCGGCAGGAAAUGAGUAUCGGCAACAGCAUAUCAAGCGCGCUUUCAAAUUUUGCUGAUAGCGGACAGUGGGUGUUGCAGCAGUAUAUAUUAAGUGACGUCAUGGACAUGAAAGAGACAAAGGAAACCAUAUCAACAGAAAUUCGAGAGCCUCUUUUUCAAUUUCACGUGCACGCGCAGAGAAAGUAUAAUUAUUAUUUAUGGAACAUUGCCGCAAUGGUUAAUAUGAUCUCCUUUCUUGCGUUUACCUCGUUCGCAAUUGAUCGAGACGACAUCGGAAAGAGGCUAAGCGUGAGUUUGACUCUGCUACUAACAGUAGUUGCAUUCAAGAAUUUUGUUUCGUCUAUACUACCGAAGGUUUCAUAUUUGACACUACUUGACAAAUACGUUUUAUUCAACGUCGCUUUUAUAUUUCUUGUCGCUAUUGAAAACGCAGUUGUCGGUAAAGUAGGCGAAGAUGAACAAGACAAGUAUGACUCUGCAUUUUUACUUGUCUCGAUUGUUGUAUACGUGUUAUAUCAAACUGUCUUCAUCAUCGCCUCUAUAAGAGCAGUGAAGGGAUCGCGCGCCAAAUUUAAAGAACGCUAUAUUGGUGAAUUUUCAAUCACACAGACGUUGAGAAAAGCUUCAGAAAUUUUAAAGUAUCCAGUUCUAAACGGGCCAAACUGCUAUAACAAUACAAUCCCUGAGGAAGAAGUGUUAGCACCCUCAGGAUAUGUAUCGCAUUCAACUCAGUUACCACGAAAGCAAUAUCUACGUAAGACUAGCUCAAAUAGGCGUUUUUCAUUCUUAGAUACCAUUCAGUCGUCCAGAUGUUUUGACCCACACGAAGUAUCUCCGCAGUUGUGUUUUCGCAAAGAGAACGGACUCUUAUGUUCAGAUACUGACAGCAGUGAAGAAGAGCAGCUUCAAAUUAAAGGAACAAUGGUGUCGUAAGAAUUAAACAAACGUAUUUCAUUGCACUACCUCCAUGCUUGCACCAAACCUUAAGGCCCGAAAUUUCUCAAAGAUGCUGGUAACGAAAUUGACUCGCAAUAAGUUUUUAUUAAUUCAUGUGGAUGGAUGUUUAAAUGGCUUACUUCCUUUUGGGUAACUCUGCAAAAAAAAAAGAAUAAAACGAGAAAAAAGAAUUACGAAAGUUAAAAUGAAGAAGGAAAUUUAUUGUGAUUUUUCCUUUUUUUAUUAGUCUCUUUUAUACAGCUAAUCCUUAAAAUAAAAGUUUCUUUAAAAUAGAAGGGAUUUUGAACAAAUUUAUAAAGAAUAUAAAACAUAAAAACAAGACUAACCAUCUUCUUAGAUAAAUUCAGCAGAUUAGCACUUUUAUUUAAAAAGUCACAAAUGCCGACCAAUAAAUUUCAUUUAAUACGUGUUUAUUUUAAUUUUGAUAUCUUACGCUUAUCCAUUCACGAAUCAUUAUAUUUAGCCUUAUUGGAGCCGGGAUUUUUUAGGUGAUCCUCUCCGCCCCAUCCCCCUUCUAUCUUCCGAAACAGGAACAGAUAAGGACAUAAAAUUAUGCACUUACACAGCCUUUUAUAUAGUAAAAUUUGAUAAAAAUAAUAAUGAAUAUAAAAAGGACUUCAGUAAUUUGUUAAUGACGCCAUCUUUUUAAUUUUUUUUUUCACUCAAUAUUUUUCUCAACCUUUUAAAGUUUUUUUCGAGAUUAAAAAUAUAAAUAAAAACAAUAAAAAUUAACAUAGGAUUGGUAUGAAACAAUUGCAAAAAAUAGAAUUGAAAUUUUUUCGCCUAAUAUAAACCUAACUUCUGUUGCAUAACAGUCUAAGGAUAUUUUAAACAUACCAGGGGUUAUAUUUUCAAAAUGCUACAUAUUCGAGGUUAAGCUCAUCUCUAUUAUAAUAGCCGUAUUCCGUCUGUCUGUCUCUGCGCGGACCCCCCGCUGAGUUAGAAAAUGAUGUUACGGAAACACGAAUAUCAAAUGCGAUAUACUUUUAUCCACUUUGUUGCGACGGGUAAAUAUAAAGGACGGGCGAACCCGUGGAUUUUUCCACGGGCAACGACUAGUCUCUUUAAUUGCGCCCCGCCGAAGGGGCGCACAUUUAGUGGACCGCGGGUAUAUAGUGUUUGUUGCGCCCCGCCGAAGGGGCGCACAUUUAGUGGACCGCGGGUAUAUAGUGUUUGUUGCGCCCCACCGAAGGGGCGCACAUUUAGUGGACCGCGGGUAUAUAGUGUUUGUGUUGUGUAUGGCAAAAAAAUUUUCCACUCUUUACUUCGCGGGGGACUUCUGCUCGGUCAUCCAACCCGGAUCUGAUAUAACACAACCAGUGUGUUUGGUACCACCAAGACAAAAAAAACACCCAUCGAGCAAAACUUUUUUUGUCUUGGUGUCCUUGUUGUCUCUAAAGAUUUGAAUGCGAUAAAAAAUGUUAAUCGAGAUUCUUUUGUUAUGUUAAUAUGAAGCUUUGUAAUAUGGAGCUUUGUUUGUCUCGUUUAAUGUGCUUAAAUGUCGCUGCAGCCCACGUGAAUUUAGCUUCAAGAAAAGAUUCGUUUUUGUGUGAGCUACGUUGUUUCCAAACCUGUUAACAGUAAGUAAGUAGAAGGAUUAUACUUAUGUCUUAUAUGAAAUUAAACUCAGAACGGAUCCUGGCGUUGAUCCAAAGGCCGCAUUUUAUGAAUGCAUCACAAUUUAAAGUCAAUCAAGAACAGAACAUUCCGUGUAUGGCCAUGACUAAAACUGCUUGCAUUUUGUUGGUCUUCCCUUCCCGAUGGUCUGGCUUGUCGUAAUAGCUUUAAUGAUGUAGCUAGGGAGCUAAAUACUUAUUUUUAAAUUCUUGCAUUUUAUAAGUUAAUAGUCGUAAAACUACUCUCACUUGUACUACAGCUAUCAAGCUAGAACUGCACAAAAUAGUGCUUUCAUUAGAGUCCCUUUUUUCAGAAGCAACAAAAAACUUUUAUCCUGCCCUGUGUAAUUUUAUUAACGAGGGUGCUGAUAAGCCACAUACACCGUAAAAAGUAUAGGCGUUUUGGGUGAGUAAAAUAACUUCUAAAGGAACCUUUGUGAGGCUGCUAUCAUGUAUUCUUGCGGUCAGAAUGUUCUCCUUCGUUGCUAUCCGAUGGAGAACAAAGUGGACUUUUCACGGUCAAACCUUCAAAGUAGCAACCUUACUUAAACAGAAUUUACAAGUAAAACGUCGUUAAAAUGUCGCAAAAUGGCAAAAAUUAAGCAGUAUCUAAAACAUAUUAAAGAUUUGACUAAAAAAAAAAGAAUUCCUUGAAAAAUCCAGUAUUGUAUUUAUGAAGAUUUCACCACAAAAACAUUAAUUACGGCAUUUGUACCCCAUUUCAUAAUGGCUGCCCGUGAUUGGUUGACACGAAUCAGACCGCAAGAAUAUAUAUAAAAAGAUAUUUGUUGAAUCAUGAAAAAAUAUUGUUGUUCAUUGCACGGAACAGUCAAGUUGAACUGAUAAAUUAACCAAUAACAUAACAUAGUUAGCCCUUGCAGUACAACUAGACGCUACCCACAGUAUGUUACAGGUUUCUUUGUUUUCUUCCCUUUUUUUAUGUUUUUUCUUGAAAUUAUAAAUGAUGUUGUUGAUUUAUCAAAUCUGACAAAUUUAUUAAUUGAAUGUCUACCCUUUUUUGUAUCAACUUAUUCAAUUCAAUUCGAAAACAAUGACCAAUCAAUUUCCUCGAUAAUAAACAAUCAAAUUUGUAAAAUUCAAUAAAUCGAUUUCAACAAAAUAAGUCCUGUAUUGUCCACAGGUUUGAAAAUCUUGUAUCGCCUGCUUAAUAUUAUACUUGUUUAACAAUGAUAUCAAAGCCAGCUUGACUAAAUUUAUAUAUAUAUUUUUAUUUAUAUAGUAUACCUUUUGUGUAUCACAUGGCAUUGAUUUGUAUCUUUUUAAUAAAUUCUAACUUUAAAUCAGAUAAGUAGACAAUAAUUAAACAACCUAGUAUUAAUUCAGUUCUGGUAAAAUUGUAUUCUUCUUUCUCAAUUUUAAAUAUACUUUCUUUUUCAGAUCAUUUGUUAUGAAACCAUGCACCAUCAGCAGUUUCGAAAAAUCUUCAACGAGAGAAAUUUUUAAGGAUUUUAUUGGUAACUUAACAGAGUAAUAAUUCAUUGAAAUUGAAAUUGUUCUGAAGUUAUUAUAUAUAUUCGAAUCGUGAAGUUCAUACAUAGCAAUCCUGCAUCCUGGAAUUUUCGAGAUCAGUUAUAAAAAAAUCCAGUUAAAGUUUUAACUAUUGUUUUAGAAUAUAUACUAUAUAUAUGUAAAUAAAAAAUUAUUUUUUAUUUAUCAAGUUGUAUUUUACGCAAUAAUAAUUGAGAAUUAGGAUACUUAUGAUGUGUUUAUAUACCCCAUUGUUCUCCGUUUUAAAGUCUACUUCAAAUUUCAGAAUCUUUUAGGCUAAUGACGGAAAUCUUCAAGUCGCAGGGCUUUUUAUUUAAAAAUUUUCCCCUGGGCAAUAAACUUAUUCACAAGCCUCUAUGCAAUUCCGUACUGCAUUUCUAUCAUAUUCGUCAUAUUUGGCGGAAAAUGUUUCAGCAGAAUAGCUUUCAGACACAAUUUGUUAUUACAGCACAAGAAUUUUUGGAGAUUUGAUAAGUCAAAAAUGUAUGCGUAAGUCUUUUGAACGAAUUUUAACCAAAAAUCAAAAGCAAUGAUUACGUGAAAUUACACAACAAGAAGGCUAGAGGCGUUUAAAGUGUACAUAUAUUUAAUCAAGAUCUAACUUUAUAGAUAGAGCCUUAGCCAAAUGUGAAAAUAACGAAAAUAAUAAGUUCUAACACUGCAGUUUUUAUAGAUUUCAAACGUCCACCAUUUUCCAUUUUAAUUUUAAAUCCCGUUCUAAAUUUGAAUGUUUGAAAUCGUUAUUAGUAAUUCGGGGCGCAUUAGUGGUAACUAUGGCUAGUUGCGCCCCGCCGAAGGGGCGCACAUUUAGUGGACCGCGGGUAUAUAGUGUUUGUUUUAUGCAUGGGAGAAGUUUUUUUCUUACUCUCAACUUCGCGGGGGAACUUCGGCUCGAACAUCCAACCUAGGUUUGAUAUAACACAACCUGUGUGUUUGGUACCAUCAAGACAAAAAUAACACUGAUCGAGCAAAACUUAUCUUGUCUCGGUUUCUUUGUUGUCUCUGAAGAUUUGACUGCCAUAAAAAAUAUUAUUCGAGAUUCUUUUGUUAUGUUAAUUUAAAGCUUUGUAAUAUUGUCUCGUUUAAUAUGCUUAAAUGUCACUGCAGCCCACGUGAAUUUAUCUUCAAGAAAAGGUUUGUUUUUCUUUGUCCAAGUUGUUUCGAAACUUGUUAACAGUAAGUAGAAGGAUUACUUAUAUUUUAUAUGAAAUUAAACUCAGAACGGUUUAUGGCGUUGAUCCAAAGGCCGCAAUUUAUAAAUGCAUCACAAUUUAAAGUCAAUCAAGAACAGAACAUUCCGUGUAUGGCCAUGACUAAAACUGCUUGCAUUUUGUUGGUCUUCCCUUCCCGAUGGUCUGGCUUGUCGUAAUAGCUUUAAUGAUGUAGCUAGGGAGCUAAAUACUUAUUUUUAAAUUCUUGCAUUUUAUAAGUUAAUAGUCGUAAAACUACUCUCACUUGUACUACAGCUAUCAAGCUAGAACUGCACAAAAUAGUGCUUUCAUUAGAGUCCCUUUUUUCAGAAGCAACAAAAAACUUUUAUCCUGCCCUGUGUAAUUUUAUCAACGAGGGUGCUGAUAAGCCACAUACACCGUAAAAAGUAUAGGCGUUUUGGGUGAGUAAAAUAACUUCUAAAGGAACCUUUGUGAGGCUGCUAUCAUGUAUUCUUGCGGUCAGAAUGUUCUCCUUCGUUGCUAUCCGAUGGAGAACAAAGUGGACUUUUCACGGUCAAACCUUCAAAGUAGCAACCUUACUUAAACAGAAUUUACAAGUAAAAUGUCGCAAAAUGGCAAAAAUUAAGCAGUAUCUAAAACAUAUUAAAGAUUUGACUAAAAAAAAAAGAAUUCCUUGAAAAAUCCAGUAUUGUAUUUAUGAAGAUUUCACCACAAAAACAUUAAUUACGGCAUUUGUACCCCAUUUCAUAAUGGCUGCCCGUGAUUGGUUGACACGAAUCCGACCGCAAGAAUAUAUAUAAAAAGAUAUUUGUUGAAUCAUGAAAAAAUAUUGUUGUUCAUUGCACGGAACAGUCAAGUUGAACUGAUAAAUUAACCAAUAACAUAACAUAGUUAGCCCUUGCAGUACAACUAGACGCUACCCACAGUAUGUUACAGGUUUCUUUGUUUUCUUCCCUUUUUUAUGUUUUUUCUUGAAAUUAUAAAUGAUGUUGUUGAUUUAUCAAAUCUGACAAAUUUAUUAAUUGAGUGUCUACCCUUUUUUGUAUCAACUUGUUCAAUUCAAUUCGAAAACAAUGACCAAUCAAUUUCCUCGAUAAUAAACAAUCAAAUUUGUAAAAUUCAAUAAAUCGAUUUCAACAAAAUAAGUCCUGUAUUGUCCACAGGUUUGAAAAUCUUGUAUCGCCUGCUUAAUAUUAUACUUGUUUAACAAUGAUAUCAAAGCCAGCUUGACUAAAUUUAUAUAUAUAUUUUUAUUUAUAUAGUAUACCUUUUGUGUAUCACAUGGCAUUGAUUUGUAUCUUUUUAAUAAAUUCUAACUUUAAAUCAGAUAAGUAGACAAUAAUUAAACAACCUAGUAUUAAUUCAGUUCUGGUAAAAUUGUAUUCUUCUUUCUCAAUUUUAAAUAUACUUUCUUUUUCAGAUCAUUUGUUAUGAAACCAUGCACCAUCAGCAGUUUCGAAAAAUCUUCAACGAGAGAAAUUUUUAAGGAUUUUAUUGGUAACUUAACAGAGUAAUAAUUCAUUGAAAUUGAAAUUGUUCAGAAGUUAUUAUAUAUAUUCGAAUCGUGAAGUUCAUACAUAGCAAUCCUGCAUCCUGGAAUUUUCGAGAUCAGUUAUAAAAAAAUCCAGUUAAAGUUUUAAUUAUUGUUUUAGAAUAUAUACUAUAUAUAUGUAAAAAAAAAAUUAUUUUUUAUUUAUCAAGUUGUAUUUUACGCAAUAAUAAUUGAGAAUUAGGAUACUUAUGAUGUGUUUAUAUACCCCAUUGUUCUCCGUUUUAAAGUCUACUUCAAAUUUCAGAAUCUUUUAGGCUAAUGACGGAAAUCUUCAAGUCGCAGGGCUUCUUAUUUAAAAAUUUUCCCCUGGGCAAUAAGCUUAUUCACAAGCCUCUAUGCAAUUCCGUACUGCAUUUCUAUCAUAUUCGUCAUAUUUGGCGGAAAAUGUUUCAGCAGAAUAGCUUUCAGACACAAUUUGUUAUUACAGCACAAGAGUUUUUGGAGAUUUGAUAAGUCAAAAAUGUAUGCGUAAGUCUUUUGAACGAAUUUUAACCAAAAAUCAAAAGCAAUGAUUACGUGAAAUUACACAACAAGAAGGCUAGAGGCGUUUAAAGUGUACAUAUAUUUAAUCAAGAUCUAACUUUAUAGAUAGAGCCUUAGCCAAAUGUGAAAAUAACGAAAAUAAUAAGUUCUAACACUGCAGUUUUUAUAGAUUUCAAACGUCCAUCAUUUUCCAUUUUAAUUUUAAAUCCCGUUCUAAAUUUGAAUGUUUGAAAUCGUUAUUAGUAAUUCGGGGCGCAUUAGUGGUAACUAUGGCUAGUUUUAUGUAUGGGAGAAGUUUUUUUCUUACUCUCAACUUCGCUGGGGAACUUCGGCUCGAACAUCCAACCUAGGUUUGAUAUAACACAACCUGUGUGUUUGGUACCAUCAAGACAAAAAUAACACUGAUCGAGCAAAACUUAUCUUGUCUCGGUUUCUUUGUUGUCUCUGAAGAUUUGACUGCCAUUAAAAAUAUUAAUCGAGAUUCUUUUGUUAUGUUAAUUUAAAGCUUUGUAAUAUUGUCUCGUUUAAUAUGCUUAAAUGUCACUGCAGCCCACGUGAAUUUAUCUUCAAGAAAAGGUUUGUUUUUCUUUGUCCAAGUUGUUUCGAAACUUGUUAACAAUCAUUUGUUAUCAAACCAUGCACCAUCAGCAUUUUCGAAAAAUCUUCAACGAGAGAAAUUUUUUAAGGAUUUUAUUGGUAACUUAACACAGUAAUAAUUCAUUAAAAUUGAAAUUGUUCAGAAGUUAUUAUAUAUAUUCGAAUCAUGAAGUUCAUACAUAGCAAUCCUGCAUCCUGGAAUUUUCGAGAUCAGUUAUAAAAAAAUCUAGUUAAAGUUUUAACUAUUGUUUUAGAAUAUAUACUAUAUAUAUGUAAAAAAAAAAUUCAUUUUUUAUUUAUCAAGUUGUAUUUUACGUUAAUUACAAUAAUAAUUGAGAAUUAGGAUACUUAUGAUGUGUUUAUAUACCCCAUUGUUCUCCGUUUUAAAGUCUACUUCAAAUUUCAGAAUCUUUUAGGCUAAUGACGGAAAUCUUCAAGUCGCAGGGCUUUUUAUUUAAAAAUUUUCCCCUGGGCAAUAAGCUUAUUCACAAGCCUCUAUGCAAUUCCGUACUGCAUUUCUAUCAUAUUCGUCAUAUUUGGCGGAAAAUGUUUCAGCAGAAUAGCUUUCAGACACAAUUUGUUAUUACAGCACAAGAAUUUUUGGAGAUUUGAUAAGUCAAAAAUGUAUGCGUAAGUCUUUUGAACGAAUUUUAACCAAAAAUCAAAAGCAAUGAUUACGUGAAAUUACACAACAAGAAGGCUAGAGGCGUUUAAAGUGUACAUAUAUUUAAUCAAGAUCUAACUUUAUAGAUAGAGCCUUAGCCAAAUGCGAAAAUAACGAAAAUAAUAAGUUCUAACACUGCAGUUUUUAUAGAUUUCAAACGUCCACCAUUUUCCAUUUUAAUUUUAAAUCCCGUUCUAAAUUUGAAUGUUUGAAAUCGUUAUUUGUAAUUCGGGGCGCAUUAGUGGUAACUAUGGCUAGUAAUAGCCGUAUUUUGUCUGUCUGUCCGCGAAAGCUGCGUCCUGUUACGGAAACACGAAGUGCGAUAUAUAAAGGGCGGGCGACCCCGUGGAUUUUUUCACGGGUUAACGACUAGUCUCUAUAAUAAUAGCCGUAUUCCGUCUGUCUGUCUCUGCGCAACAUGGCGGAGCAAGUAGCGAGACCCGCCGAAAAUCCCCGCGGCCCUGCAGCUUUAUUUCAAAUCCCCGGCAGACCCCGUUUUUUUACAGGCCUUGCUUUGCCGCUCAUUGUAAUAAACCAAUCACGAGGCUCCAUUUUCACUAAUGACCAAUCCAAGUGCUUCGCGGCCUCAACAUGCCGACGGAAGGAAACAUGCUACCCCUACGAAGGCCAUUUUGGUUUGGAAGUGAUGGUGUGAAGUUUAUAGGUUUCCUUUCAAUCCUCCUUAUUUCUUCUGAGUACUUUUUAUCCUAUAGGAUUAUUUAGUUUGUUUUCACAUGUUAAGGUGAAUAUUUCAUCACGUUUUCUAGCUACGUAUAAAUCUUAAACAAACCAAUUUUAAGUUUUUGGCUAGCUACAAAACGUACAUUUUGAGGCAGCUAGCUAUAGCUAUCUUUAUUUAUUCCUAUUCUUUUAAAGUUUUUAUUCAGUUUGGUAUAUUGUUCUUUAUUUUAUGUUGAAGUUGGGUCUACCUAUCUAGCUCCUUUUAGCUCUACCUCUGGCUAAAAAGUGAAAGUAGCUAAAUGCAGUUAUAGGCAGCUACCAAAUUUAUUACUGCUAUGAAAGCUUAUGCUGAAAAAUAAAAUUGCUGAGUAUAUAUAUUUUUUAACUGAACUUGAUAACGACAGGUGGUUUCCUGAUUUUUUUUAAACUGAAGUCGCGAUAAAGUUUUUUUAAAAAUGGUGUUAUGCCUAUACUCAUGUGCGACACAGUCUAGCUGUACUAAGCGCUUAGUCCGGUGGUAACAAUGGGCUGUUUCCUGUGUUUCUGUUUAACCGAAGUUGUGAUAACGUUUUUUACAGAAAAAAAGUACACACUGUUUACCUAUACUAAGCGCUCAGCUUAACAUUUUUUUGAACUUUUCUCGGGAACAUUCCCUGAAAAAUAAAGAAGGUUGGCCAGCUGCUUUCGCUAUGAUGGGGUAACAUUGAAUUGUAAUCUGGGUUUCUAUUUUACCUAAGUUGUUGAAAGUUAUUUUUUGAAUAGUAUAUUACACCGGAAACACCAUAAAGUUGUGUGCACUUCACUUGAUUUUCUACACACUAUAUGGCUGUACUAAAGCGCUUUACCUGAAUGUGUGGCACAGUUGACGGUUCUUAUUAAUCACUCAAUCUGGUGUUUAACGCUGGGUAACACAGCUACUUGUGGCUUCAACCCGGCGUUUCAACAGAGUGUAUCCUGUGUUUUGUAAACCAAAGCUUCAAUAGUUUUUUUAAAUAGGGUCUUAAGCCUAAACGCAUGUGUCGCACGAUUUACCUGUACUAAGUGCUCAGUCCAGUGUCACAAUUAAUUUGUUAACCUUUACUGAAACUUAUUUCGCAAAAUAAAAUAAAAUUGACCAAUUGUUUUUCCUAUGACGGGGUAACAAAUGGUUGUAAAUUGUGUUUUUAUUUUGGCUAAAGUUACAGUAGAGUUAUAUUUUCAAAAAUACACUACAGCCGAAACACUAUAGUGUUGUGUGCGCUUUACUCGAUUAACGACAUACUGCGUACCUGUACUAAAGCGCUCCACCUGACCGUGUAGUACAGUUUACGGCUCUUAUUAAGCGCUCCACAUAGUGUUCAAUGGCGGGUCACACCUUGACUUGUGGCUUACCCCGGCGUUUCGACGCCGGGUUUCCCGGCUAGUCCAUAUUAUAAUGCCCGUAUACGUCUGUCCGUCUGUCUGUCACGCAAAAUGGUAACUUAGCUGCGACAAGCGAACCCGUGGAUUUUUCCACGGGCUAACGACUAGUUUUACUUAAUGCUUAUGUAAAAAAGGUGUAGUUACCAAUUCUGAUUUUACUUAUAGAGUUAUCUACCACAAAUAAAAAUGCAACUCCCACACAAAAUACACUAAAGUGAGACAAAUGACCGAUAAAGCUAUCAGUUCUAUAAAGAUAAGGGACGCUAAUUUAAAAAAUAAUAAACAAAAAAAGUAAUACGCGAAAAGCAUUGUUGAGAAAAGGAGAAAAAACUUCAUUCUUUCAUCAGCGAGCGAUUAAAAAUUGAUAACUUUAAAAUACAAGUAGUCUUACAUGCCAAAUACACUUGUAUUUUUGUCAGUCAGCCGCCCUGUUUAAAUGUCCGAACAAAAUAAUCUCCAUUAUAUCUGCCAGUUGCGCAAAUGAAUUGUUCAUCAAAGUCGAACAAAAUAAUUUAAUGAAGAAGCUAUAUAUUAACAUCAAGCAAAAAAAAAUUCACAGGUUCAAACGAGAAGUCAAUGUUAACAAACAUGGUGAGGAUGAUAAAGUAAAACGGGUUAAUUAUAACAUUACCAACGACUACGUCCCAGGGUCAAAAAAGAUACAAGAUGCUCUGGGGACGAGGUUGCCACGACUUCUAUGCAUAUAACUAACCACGUAUACAAAACAAUUUCACCCGUUAAUGUUUACAACGAAAAUCUGAUUCGAGAGCAGAGGAGGUGAAAAGGAGGCCUAUGUUGACUUACAUUGCCAAAUUCCAUUAUCAAGAAAACAAUGUGACUUACUUUAUAAGCAAGACAAACCCUUGUUCUUGAUCAAUGCUUUGCUUUUAUUGGGAAUAAACUAGUUACCUGAAAGAAUAGCAAAAGAGGUGCUUGACACCGAAAGGUUAACUUUUAAUUUUAGUAUUGUGGUUGGUUAAACCACGGCAUAUAUCUCACACAGCAUGUGUAUGAAUUGAUAUGAGUGGUAAAAUAAUUGUGAUCCAGUGUGAAACGUCCAACUGUAUACUCCAUAAUAUCUUGCUGAAUACUGAAAGUCUUUCAUGCGAAGGUCUUAAAGCCCAACUUUUCCACUGCAUCAUAUGUGACUUUUUACAUAACCCUCAGUUGAGCGUUGCAAUUAAUCAAUGAUUGCUAAGACAAGAUAUUCUAGGUCAAGCCAUAGUAACCAAACGUUUAAGCUCAUCUUGUCAUUUGAUACAGGUUGUGUCAGAGACGUCAGAUAUGUGUAAGAUCUAUUUGGCUGUUAAAAGAGACUGCAUUGACCCGAGCCGAACCCAUAUCAACCCUAUCAGACCGAGUUUGGCGGGGGAGGAGUCCUCUAAAAAUUCUUUCAGAGGUGCUACGCCCUUUCUUGUCGCAUGCUUGAAAUAUUCCGACUGUGUUCUUAUGAAUAUUUUUAUUUUAGAAUAUGACGUCAUGGCGCUUGAAGCUGAAAACUAUUAUAUAGACGACGGAUUCAAGCCGUGGACAGAAGAAAUCGAUUAUCGAGUAAAAGAAUCGAACUACUAAAAAAAAAAUAUGAAACUUACAACGUUUUGCGUGUUGCUUCUCACUGUUGUUUCAGUUUACUGUAAACAAAAUGGAAAAUCAAAAUGUCAGAAAGCAAAGAAAUUUUACGGUUGCUUCUACCGGCCUUCGCUAGGUCUAUGUCUGUGUAAAACGAGACGUCGAUGUGAGAACCCAUUCAAAUACAAAAGUGCGACAUCUUGCAUGAAAGCCGUGUCAAAAGUUGAAGGAGCGUGCAAACGUUUUCCAUGUCAUAAUGGCGUUUGUAAAGCAACGAAAGGAGUUACAAAAUUUCAAUGUUUAUGUUCAGGGAGUGGUUUCUACGGAAAACGUUGCCAUAAACCAUGUCCAAAAGCUUCAGAUAUGUCGUUAUUCUGGAUGGAAGAAUUCAUUACACAUAAAAAUUGGCAAAAUACACCCCUAGCUUGCAUCAUAUAAUUGCUGGCGCCAAUUUUUUUUGGUUUUUUGUUGUUUUGAUGGGAUAAGCAAGACGAAAAAGUAAUCGAGUCUUAUACUGGAGAAUACUAAAAGAGCUGUAAAUGUUGUUUGUAUUUAUAUACCGACACAAAGAUUUAACCUAUUUCGUUAUAGUAAUAACGACGGAAAAUUGCCGUAUGUGCCCUAUUACUGACGUUUGAGUGACGUUAAUAUUGUAAAUACAUAACGAGUAAAAAACUUAUUUCAAAUAUAUUACAUCUUGUUUUAAAUCCAA
Messenger RNA from Hydractinia symbiolongicarpus, 13722 nucleotides. Its product is annotated as cys-loop ligand-gated ion channel-like. Gene Ontology annotation, biological process: signal transduction; monoatomic ion transmembrane transport; regulation of membrane potential. Gene Ontology annotation, cellular component: membrane; synapse; neuron projection. The record is from RefSeq and is a predicted model, not a curated record. Gene Ontology annotation, molecular function: extracellular ligand-gated monoatomic ion channel activity; neurotransmitter receptor activity; transmembrane signaling receptor activity. The transcript has 6 exons. The coding region runs from base 288 to 1742 and encodes 484 amino acids. NCBI's taxonomy places the organism in Eukaryota, Metazoa, Cnidaria, Hydrozoa, Anthoathecata, Hydractiniidae.